AACCCGUCUUCGUCAAGUCGCCAUCUUGGCUUGUUGUAAGCUAGUAGGGCAAACAAUCUCGUUCAGUGACAAUUUAUGCUAAAUCAUAACUGGUACGUGAGUCCUGGUUCUACUUUUAAGAAAUAAUAAUCAUUGAAUAAGGAGCCUGUGUGUAGGUAAGAUACUGAUCACGCACAAGCGACUGAUCCUAAUAGUUGGUUAAAGAGUGGUCAUCAUCAUGGGCCGCUCUCGAAGCCGAAGCUCAUCCCGGUCCAAGCACUCCAAAAGCAGCAAGCACAGCAAGAAGAGGAGCCGCUCGCGAUCCAGAGACAGGGAGAGAUCUAAAAAAAGGUCCAAGUCAAAAGAAGCGAAGAGGAACCGGCGCCGAAAUUCUCGUUCCCGGUCUCGGUCCGCCACAACCUCGGCUCGCCGGGAAAGGGCUCCUCCGUCCCCUCCGGAGCGCAUGGAUAUCUUCGGCCGGACGUUAAGCAAGAGAAAUGCCCUCGACGAGAAGCAGAGGAAGGAGGAGGAAGAAAGGAAAGCGGAGAUGGAGCGGCAAAGAAAGAUACUCUUGUUGGGGAAGACGCCAAGGAACAGAGAGGGAGGAGGGGAGAGUCGUCAGCAGGAGAUAGAGGAAAAACUUAUCGAAGAGGAGACAGCGCGCCGAGUGGAGGAGCUGGUGGCCAAGCGUGUGGAAGAAGAGCUGGAGAAGCGUAAGGACGAGAUAGAGCGGGAGGUGCUGCGACGCGUUGAGGAGGCAAAGCGCAUCAUGGAGAGACAGUUGCUGGAGGAGCUGGAAAGGCAGCGGCAUGCUGAGUUGGCAGCACAGAAGGCCAGAGAGGAAGAAGAAAAAUCUAAGCGAGAGGAACUGGAAAAAAUCUUGGAGGAGAAUAACCGUAAAAUCGCCGAGGCUCAGGUCAAGCUGGCGGAAGACCAGUUGCGCAUUGUGGAGGAGCAGAGAAAAAUUCACGAGGAGCGCAUGAAACUGGAGCAAGACCGACAGAAGCAGCAAAAAGAGGAGCAGAAAAUGAUCCUGGGCAAAGGCAAGUCCAGACCCAAGCUCUCCUUCUCGCUCAAGGCCACAGAGUGAAGGCCUUCUCCCCAGCGUCAUCAAAUCCUCCAAACUCGCCUGCUCUUCGUUUUUGGAAGUGCUGACAGCGUGCGAGGAGAAGUGGGUGGAACAUGAACUUGGAGAGGAGAAAGACCUGAAUGGACCUCACUCCAUCUCUGUGCUUUGGUUCUUUUUAUUUCAUUUUUAGGGAACCUUUGCUGUAGAAUGCUCGAACAUGUCCGCUCCUUGUAAGUCUUAAUUAACUUUGUCUGAUAAACGCUCCUCCGGUCCACAUAGAUGUCAACGAGCCCUGAAGAGGAUCAUGAAGCCAAACUUGCUUUUCCUCUUAUUUGCUUUCAAUUCAAGGGUGCCUUGAAAAGCACGCUUAAGUUCUGUUAAGAUGAUGGCAUCAUGGCAUCCAUUUACCCACAAACCCCUGCUGUCAUGUUUGUGGACGAUGGACUCAUUCCCCUAUCUUGUUCCAACUUUCUCACACUGUACAUUUUUGUUUUGUAGUUUUUUUUAUGAUUUCCACAAGCACACAACAGGUCACCGUGACAACGACAAAGGUGUUAUUUCAUCAACUUCUGUGGUGAUCUGUGUACGUUUUUUUUAUUUUGUAGCCUUGUCACUGCAAACUAGCAUGAUGAGGUGCAUCCCUUGGUAAGUCUGGAAGGGUAGUGGAUAACCAAAUUCAGGUAAGAUAUAAUUUGAUGUGUGUCUGUGUGUGCGUGCAUGUGUAUUUGUAUGUGUGUGUGUGAUUGUGUGAUUGAGAGAAAGAGAGAGAGUGCACGACAUGUUGGCUUCAAAUUAAUUCAUUAACUUCAUGUAAUUUUCCUCAAUUGUCAAGAAAUGAACAAUAAACCUGUUGGACAUCUUCAUUGA
Nerophis lumbriciformis (worm pipefish) is the source of this 1915-nucleotide messenger RNA. RefSeq names its product arginine and glutamate rich 1a (gene arglu1a). Lineage: Eukaryota; Metazoa; Chordata; Actinopteri; Syngnathiformes; Syngnathidae. Gene Ontology annotation, cellular component: nucleoplasm; mitochondrion. Gene Ontology annotation, molecular function: cadherin binding. The record is from RefSeq and is a predicted model, not a curated record.